Molecule: messenger RNA, 5324 nt
Organism: Dufourea novaeangliae
Lineage: Eukaryota; Metazoa; Arthropoda; Insecta; Hymenoptera; Halictidae
Gene: mahj
Product: protein mahjong
Exons: 20
Coding region: 120-4895 (1591 amino acids)
Biological process (GO): protein ubiquitination
Cellular component (GO): nucleus; Cul4-RING E3 ubiquitin ligase complex
Molecular function (GO): protein binding
Source: RefSeq, a predicted model, not a curated record
UGCGUGUCGGUGGUUGCAUUUCGUACUUUUAUAAGAAAACAGUGUUCUUGAUUGGAAUUGCGAGUAUUUUCACGAAUUAAUACCAUCUUACUAGCUCGAAAAGGACAAUAGGAAGAAAGAUGUCAAGCGCAGAGUCUUUAGCAGAAGUAACAGAUGUAGUUCAAAUUCUCAGACAAUGGGAAGAAGAGCAUCUCUCAUCUACAUACGACCCUAUUCCAACGCUUCAAAGACUGGCAGAAAUUAUAGAAUUAGAGACAGAGAAUUAUUUGAAAAUGGAUCCAGAUCCAUUUGAUGAAAGACAUCCAUCACGUACUGAUCCAGACUGUAAUUUCGGGCAUAUAUUGAAAGUUUUGUUUAGAAAAGAUAAUUUUAUGACCAAGCUUAUAAAUGAUUAUUUGAGAGACACCUACUGGUCUCGUGCAGGAAUCACAGGUCGUGACGUUGGGAAAUUGAAUAUUGCAGCAUGUCGUCUUAUGCUUGAUAUUCUUCCUGGCUUAGAAACAUCAGCAGUAUUUCAACCAGACAUGGAAGGACUUAUUCAUCGUCUUUUUUCAUGGGCGGAGAGGAGUGUAGAACCUUUGCAAAGUUAUGCAACUGGUCUUGUAGCUGCAGCUAUGGAGGUGCAAGAGAUUGCUACAGGUUUCAGAGAACAAAAUGGAAAAAUGGUGCCUCUGAUGUUACAGAGGCUUCAUAAAUUACAAGAGAAGGCACAUGAAGAUAGACAACUCGCAGCUAAUAAUAGACCGUUUGCACAUUUCGGCCAAGAUAGGAAUAGUGGAGGAGAUGGAGAAAACAAAGGUGUACCUGGAAAAAGAAAAGUACGGGAAAAAAGAAAAGAGAAUGGAGUUCUUAAGAGCCCUAACCAUAACGAAUGUUUCUCGGAGGAAGAAGACGAUUACCUUCAAUCACCCGAUGAUUCUGCCCCAUUACCUAAAAAGAAGAAGAACGAUACAGAAUGUGAAACUCCUGUAAAGAAUGACGUCUUGUAUCCGGAAAUAAUGUCCCCGCCUUUGUCAGUGCCAAAGAACUUCAAUUCCAAUAAUCAUAUGACACCCUCCAAGGCGCAAAGUACUCAUGGCAGACCACAGAAUGCUUCUUCAGCGCGAUGCAAUCUGUCCAAGAGCUCUGCAUCUUUGUCGCAAAGUUCUAGUACCCCGUCUACGUUGCUGGAAGGAAAUUCUAAUUCUUCGUGGGCAGAAAUGGAGUCGUAUGUCAUUGGAAACAUGCAAAUACAUCCUCCGACCUUGUCUACGAGGCAAAUGUUGAUACUUAGGUAUCUUACACCAAUGGGUGAAUAUCAAGAAUUCUUAGGUCAUGUUUUCGAACAAGAUGCUCUGAAACUAAUUCUGAAGUAUAUUAAUGUUAGAGAAACCAAGGAUAGUCGUCUGGCCUUUGAAGCUUUAAAAUAUUUGGCUUCUCUUCUUUGUCAUAAAAAAUUCUCCAUUGAAUUCCUAAAUGUUGGAGGCUUGCAAAAAUUACUGGACGUUCCAAGGCCCAGUGUUGCUGCUACUGGUGUUUCUAUAUGUUUAUAUUACCUAGCCUAUUGCGAAGAUGCAAUGGAACGGGUGUGUAUGUUGCCGAAACGUGUUAUAUCGAAUCUUGUUACCUACGCAUUGUGGCUGCUGGAACGAAGUCAUGAUUCGGGGAGGUGUCACGCAACAAUGUUCUUUGGAUUCUCCUUUCCAUUUAAAGCAAUACUAGUAGAAUUUGAUGCGCAGGAUGGAUUACGAAAACUUUUCAACGUGAUAUCCACAUUACCGAUCCUGAACCUUGAAGAGGAACCAACAUUGAACGACGAUGAAGAAUGUGCUUCUAGACAGAUAGUUAGGCACGUCGCUGUAGCCUUAAAGCGAUAUAUGGAAGCCCAUUUAUAUGUAGAGGCAGAACUAUUAGACAGAGCACAUAGGUUACGGAAAGCACAAAAUAUUGUAGCGGAAACUGCGGCAUUAAAACCGUUUCUACCUCCUUAUAAAGCUUGCAAAUUGAGCAGCGAGGAAGUGCAGGAAAAGGUGGAAGUACUUCAUAAAUUAUUUAAUGUACUGGCAAUAUGGCUACCGGUAGAAGAACUGCAUCGUCUUGGGGGCAUACCGCUUUUACUUCAGAUCAUUGCUUUUGCCAGGGAAUGGAAUUACAGCGGUCGUGUUCAUACAACGUCUAGCGCGGAGACAGUUCGUUCCUGUCUAGAUGUAAUAGCUAUUUGUUGCCUGGUGCCGAAAGUGACGAUCCAGCUCUGCCAAAGAGUGGACAUGCCAGACAUGUCGAUGACAAUGGCGAUUAAUUUAAUUCUGGCUGCGGCGGAGUGUGAAAUCAUCGCGGAUGCUGACGUGCAGAGAGCUGCGUUGAGAGUUGUAAUCAAUUGUGUUUGUGCUCCAAUACACAGGAUCGGUGGUACUUACCCAUGGCAAUCGGCGUCUGUCUCUAAUAAGAAGACAAUAGAUAUUUAUAACAGCGAAGAAUUGAUUCGCAAAGUCUGGGAGAGCGUAAGAUCCAAUAACGGCAUAAUGGUUUUAUUACAAUUAAUGAUGGUGAAAACACCGAUCACAGAUGCGGAUAGUAUAAGGGCGUUAGCCUGUCGUGCCUUAGCGGGUUUGGCACGUAGCGAGAAAGUUAGACAAAUCAUUAGCAAGCUGCCGAUGUUCACCGAUGGACAAAUUCAAGCUCUCAUGAAAGACCCUAUACUACAAGAGAAGAGACAGGAACACGUCAUGUUUCAGAAGUAUGCUUUAGAGUUGAUGGAAAGAGUUUCAGGAAAAGCUAAACCUACUGGAGCAGAAUAUGAAAUUUCUUUAGCCAGCCUACACAGGGCAAACGUGGUAGCACAGACAAGAAUACAAUACAACGAACAGCAGUUGAAUCAAUUAAUCUACCAACACUUAAUGUCAAAAGGUUUAACAGAAACUGCAUCAACUUUGCAAAAAGAAGCAAGCCUGGUUUCUUCUGCAAUAAUGAAACCUGUGACCACAUAUCAUCAUUUUACUUACCGCAGCCCAGCGAUCAGUGGAACGAGAAGUGGUUUUUCUCCGGGAGCACCUGUUAAUUUAUACAAUACGAGUAGAGGUAACCAAAGAGAAGUGUCUUCUCGGAGUAACACCACGCCCACGUCAUCGUCUAGGUAUAUAUCUCACUCGAAUGCACACAGUUCAGGCACAUCGUCCCUGUCAGGCGGAAACAGUGUGCGCUUGAAACUUUCCGAUUGUCUUAAUCAAAAUAUCGUUCCACCUAGCACAAAUCAACCUCUUAAACUACAAAUUAAUACAAAGAAAAAUCAAGCUGACAAACAGCCUCUAGUCAAUUCUAUGAAUUGUCAGUCGAUUGGUCAGACGACUAUGUGUAGAUCGUUACAGAAACAAAUUUCACGAGAUCCCGGAAGCGUCGCAACGACCGGAGUAGCUGCUAUUAAUCCGUCCACUAUAACAUUGGACUCUAUUAUUACAGCGUAUUUAACUAAUCAACACGCACUCUGUAAAAAUCCUAUGGUCACAUGUCCGCAAUUUGAUCUCUUCGAACCACAUAAAUGUCCAGAUCCUCGUACAAAGACUUCGACAUCGACAAAUGCAACUGUAAGAUUAGCGCGAAGAGCAUUAGGCAUAGGCGGUAGUAUAUUGGAUAGAAGACAUAUUUAUAGUCGGUUUUGUCCUGUAAAAACUUUCCGGCCUACGGAUGUUGGCAGUUUCACCUGUUGCAUCUUCUUGCCUUCUCAGGAUUAUCUGAUGCUAGGUACUUACGCGGGGGAUGUGAAAAUGGUAAAUGCACACACAGGAUUGGAGGAAGCAACCUAUCCAUGUCACGAGUCUUAUGUUUAUCAUAUGGAAUGUAACCAACGUGGAAAUUUAUUGUUAUGCUCUACUGUAUGGCGAAGUCCCAUGUCUGCACUUUGGAGUAUAGGAACAUUCUUUGAUAUGAAAUUGUCGUUGGAAAAUGAAGAUUACGUUGAGUUUAGUAAACUUCAGGAUAAAAUUAUUGGAACUCAAGGGGAAAGUGCUACGAUUUAUGAUAUAGCCACAGGAGAAUUAGAACUCACCCUCUCACCUACGAUUUCUAAUCAGUACACUAAAAAUCGUGCUACAUUCAGCAUGAACGACGAACUGGUCCUGAGUGACGGGAUUCUGUGGGAUGUAAAUACCGCAAGAAAAGUUCACAAGUUCGAUAAAUUAAAUCAAACACUUAAUGGAGUUUUCCAUCCAAAUGGCACAGAGGUGGUAUCAAACACAGAAGUAUGGGAUUUAAGAACUUUCCAUUUGUUAAAAACCGUGCCAACGCUCGAUCAAAUGGAAGUUAUAUUUUCGCCUGUUAAUAAUAUUAUAUAUGCUGUACCGUUGGAUCAGGAAAACCGAGAUGAAUCACAUUACGUUACUUCUUUUAAAACACUAGAUGCUUUGGACUACAGUAACAUUGCAACUUGUGACGUCAAAAGAGGAAUUUACGGGCUGGCUUGUAAUAAAUACGACACGCAGAUAGCAAUCGUUGAAAAUCAGGGUGAAUUUGAUAGUAUCCAGGAGUCUUGCGUUAGGUUGUACGAUGUUGGCCGAAGAAGAGACGACGAGGAUGAAGCCGACGAAGAUGACGAUGAAGAAGAUCUUGAUGCAAGCGACGAUGAUGGUUCAAAUUCUGGUUCUGAUGAUAAUAACGCUGAUGAUCCUGAUGCAAGCGACGAUGAUGGUUCUAAUUCUGGCUCUGAUGAUAAUGACGCCGAUGAUGCAGACAAUCCAGAUGCAAGUGCAGAGGAAAAUGGCGAUGAAAAUGAGCGAAACGAUCUCGAAAACAACGAUGACGAUAAUGAGGACGCAGCCGACAGCGAUGAUUUCAGGGAAAAUACGACAGAUUACAGCCGGUCUCCCGGUUCUCCCGAUAUCUCUCUAUCUGAUUUCUCUGAUCUUGAAAUUCUAUUUCCAUAAAUGUUCUAAAAAUAGGAACAAAUAGAUGAUGAAUGUUCGUUUUAAACAGUUUAAAUGCAUUUUACAAGAGGGUUUAUUUCAUUUUUGGCCAACCAUGAGGCUAAACGAUGUGUUAUAACUAAAUAUAUGUUUUCCUUAUUAAAUAUCAAUUGGCGAAAUAGGAAUAUACAUUUAAGGAAACAGACAAAAUAUUGCAAUGCCAUUAAGUAACUAAUAGGGAGUGUCAGAAGUCUGAUCAUUUAACUUUGUAAUUAAAUAAUCAGUCAAAUGGAUUACCUAUUUGUAUUUAGAAUUUUGUUACAAUAACAUUUUAAAAGAAUGUGUAAAUUUUGACGUAGCUACAACUUAAACGUAUCACAGGAAAGCGAACAUUAUAUUUCGCCAACGUAUAAUGUUCUGUAAUUAAGAACCCUUUUAAGUUUUCCGUCA